UAAACAACUCACCAAAAGAAGUACUGUGUCAGUUGUGCUCUGUGAUUAGUUUAGGUUAGGGUUACGUUGCGACGACCGUAGAAAAGUGCUUAAUGAUUGUGCGGGAGCUGCGGACUUGGUAAUGGUUAGGAUUAUGUUGCGGGCGUCGCUAGCAUAGAUAUUGACGUUACUGCGGAAUUUCUAAUCCACAAGUUGCCAAAAUGGGCGAGAAGGUUCGGAAUUUCGCAAGCGGAAACACGCAGAAAAAUACGAUCGUCGUUUUCGGUUUGGUGGUGCACGUCGUUCUGCUUUUUGCCGUGGUCGACAUUUAUUUCUCGAGCCCGUUAGACCACGGAAUGAGUUUGAUAAAGUCGACCGACAAUCCUCCGGCUAAACGUUUGGUGCUUUUCGUCGCGGAUGGUCUGAGGAUGGAAGCGGUUUUCGGCAAGAAUUCGGACAGGAUACCGUUUUUAACGAGCGUGAUGGAGAACGGCGGUUCGUGGGGUACCGCCCAUACGAGGGUGCCCACAGAAUCACGGCCCGGACACGUGGCUAUGCUCGCAGGCAUCUACGAGGACCCCAGCGCGAUCCUCAAGGGCUGGAAAUCGAACCCCGUCGAUUUCGAUUCCAUCAUCAAUCAGAGCACGAACGCGUGGUGCUGGGGCAGCCCCGACAUCUUGAACAUAUUCAACAGGGAUCGGUCGGCCCACAUUCGCGUCUUCACUUACAGCGCCGAGCUCGAAGACUUCGGCGCGAACGACACGAGCUCCUUGGAUGGCUGGGUGUUCCGCAAGUUCCGAUCCUUCCUCAAGAAUGAAGUAGGGGCUUGCGCGGAAAACUGCCAUCUUUACGCGCGCCAGGGCAAUUUCUAUUUCUUGCACUUGCUCGGCAUAGACACUGCCGGUCACGGAUUUAAACCCCAUUCGUCCGAAUACGAGGCCAAUAUCAGAUUCGUGGACGGCAACGUUGAAAACGUAGUCCGCCAUUUUGAAUCGGUGUUUGGAGACCGUUCGACCGCGUACGUGUUCAGCUCCGACCACGGCAUGACCGAUUGGGGUUCCCACGGGGCCGGUUCCGUCCACGAAACCGAAGUGCCGGUCAUAGCAUGGGGCGCCGGAGUCAAAAGGAACCCCCGAAGGCAGGACGUGAGGCAAAUCGACUUGGCACCGUUGAUGGCGUCCCUGAUCGGCCUCAACAUUCCGAGCAACUCGCUGGGUCUCGUACCCGCCGGCUACUUGGACGUCCCCCCCAAAGAGUUGGCCCAAUUCCACAUAUCCAAUGCCCUACAGCUCUUGGAGACGUUCAACGUGAAAAGACUGAGGACGGAGACGAACGCGUUGGUAUUCGUACCCUACGCGGGUCUUACCACCUCCGUAUUGUCCGACAAGGUGGCGAGACUGCGCAGGUUGCAGCGGGACGGGCAGUAUUCCACCGUGGUGGAAGAAGGGAGGGUUUUGAUGGGUACCCUCGUGGAGGGAGUGGAGUAUUAUCACAACUACUACCAGUACCCGCUGCUAGUUUCUGUCUCCGUCGGACUGGUCGAAUGGAUCUUGUACUUGGUGACUGCGGGGGUGGGUGACGCGUCGUCGUCGACCACCUCACCUCUGAGCCGCACCGAAAAACUCGGCAUCGCCGUCGCGAACGCGUUCCCCAUCGUCCUCUGUAAACUUCAAAAGUUCCCCCUCUCCUACUACGUCCAUUUUUCGUUCCCCUUCGCGAUGUUCGCCACGUUGUACCCUAACCUCCACCGACUAACUGCCGCUUUCGCGUACUUAAAAGAAGACAGAUGCAGGAAGCUGCCGAUUUACGUCGUCGGCAUCGAACUCCUCGUGUUCGGAUUCUUCAAUCGGUCUUCUUUUUCCGUCCUCGGCCUUCUCGUGGGGCUGUGGGUGUUCGCGUCCGAUUCCCUUCGCGCUUACACCACCAACGCCGAUAAACUGCUGUGGGCGUGCCUCUGCGCCGUCAUGUCCAUUUUCCCGCUGCUGCCCGUGAUGAAGACCACCUUCAACGUCCCACUGUACAUCCUGGGCGGCGUCGCUUGGGUCGCUUUGUUCUACGCGAUGGCACCCUCGCGCUCUCUAGACCGGAAUGUCACCCGGUGUCAGCUCGGGUGUCUGAUCGCCGCGAUGCUCUACGGUCUGGCGUUGGAGAAAGGUUUUAUCGCCCACAACUCUCGUCUCAAGUACGCGUCUUGGUUCAUCGCGACGGCGCCCGCGGCCUCCAUACCAUUCGUCGGGAAAUUCGUCGCCGUCAGGUUGGCAGCGAUGUUUUUCGGCUUCGCGCCGUUUUACUUGCUCGUCUCGUCCAACUACGAGGUCGUAUUUUCUGCCGUAUACGUCGCGUGUCUCUGCACUUGGUUGCUGAUGGAAGACAAAGCCCUCAAAGGACGUUCCUCGUGGCAAUUACUCCACUACGCCGAGUUUGACGGGUACCGUAGCGAACCUAAGCUGAAUGCGGACAUCUACAGGCGAGCUUUCUUGUUCAUGGUGUUUAUAUUUAUCGGUUUUUUCGGCACCGGAAACGUAGCCAGCUUGAACUCGUUCGAUCCCAUGUGGGUACGGGCAUUCCUAACCGUCUUUAGUCCCUUUAAGAUGGCCGGGUUGAUUCUGUUGAAGAUCGCCGUACCAUUUCUGUUCACGUGUUGCGUAUUUCGAGCCAUCAAUUCCAUAGGGCGGGAAGACGUCACGCAGAUGUUUUGCAUAGUGUUGCUCUUCUCGGAUUCGAUGGUGUUGCAGUUUUUGUAUCUCAUCACGAACAAGGGCUCGUGGUUGGAUAUCGGUUCUAGCCUGUCCCAUUUCGUGAUCAUGGAAGCGUUCGUUACGAUUUUGUUGGUACUUUAUAGUUGCGCUCACGCGUUGACUACUGCCAGUUAUUUCGCCGUGCGUCGUAACUGAAUAGUAUUA
Messenger RNA from Cylas formicarius (sweet potato weevil), 2882 nucleotides. RefSeq names its product GPI ethanolamine phosphate transferase 1 (gene PIG-N). Gene Ontology annotation, biological process: GPI anchor biosynthetic process. Gene Ontology annotation, molecular function: mannose-ethanolamine phosphotransferase activity. The record is from RefSeq and is a predicted model, not a curated record. Bases 201 to 2873 code for a protein of 890 amino acids. The transcript has 4 exons. Gene Ontology annotation, cellular component: endoplasmic reticulum membrane. NCBI's taxonomy places the organism in Eukaryota, Metazoa, Arthropoda, Insecta, Coleoptera, Brentidae.